Messenger RNA from Amoebophrya sp. A120, 6950 nucleotides. Lineage: Eukaryota; Dinophyceae; Syndiniales; Amoebophryaceae. The record is from the annotation of a GenBank genome assembly.
AGAAAGCCUUUGCAGAUCGUCUCACCUCGUUCUACUUUUUUCGUAUGAAAAUUACUCUCAUCGUGCAGCUUGGUCAUAUUUUAAUUCGUGUUUCCCUGCAGCUCUAUGAUUUCCGUUUCUCGAAAAACUUUCGUGGUUCUGUUCCCCAUGAAGGUUUGAAAGGGGUCGCGUAGCAGCUGCCAUUUAAUUCUCACCAAAUUUGCGAAGAUGUUCUUACGUUUUCCAGCUCGGGUCUUUGCGCCGCUAUGGUGGUGGUUUUCCUGCUACCAUGCGACAGAUCACGUUUUUGCUGCCAGCAGUCCGAAUGAACAUGCCGCCGACGGUGGUCUUUCGCAACUUCUGCACGGGCUCCGGGAUGCCAUGUUUCGACCUCUGCGAGAGGAGGCCGAGGAGGCCAAAUUUCCAUACCCUCUAGCGGAUCAUGCAAGCACUGCAUUGGAAAACCAAGCAGAUCUUCCGCCUCUUUCAGGAGCAGCAGAACUCGUGAGGAACACCACAGGAGUCGAAAAGAAAGCAACAUCAGGGGUGAUCGAAGCUGAAAAACCAGCAACAAAGUUUACCACCUUCCUCCGCCUGGCGCUUGAGAUCGAGCAGGAAUUUGGCCAGAUGUUCGAGGACUUUGUCGCGCACUUUCGGGUCCCGAUGGUAGAAAACGAGGCGUUGAGGGAAAAGCUGGAGAGGAUUAGCAGUUUGUUUUCCAAAAUUUUUGACCGCGACUUCAUCGCAGACGCCCGGAUCAUAGCUGUUCUUCAGGCGGGCGCGAGGAGAGACGAAGGGGCGGGGAGUGGCACUUCGCCCUUGCAACGGGAUGAUGAAGUUGCAGUACUAUCCCAACAUGAUUUAUUUUCUGGGAGAAUUCCUAGCAGUACGAGGAAAACAAAAAAGCUGCCGUUCUUCAAGAAACCUUUUCUCCCCCCGAACUUCUUCCGCUACCGAGGCCGGCUACUCAGCACGCUAGAGUUUCUCGAGGAUCAGGUUGGGAACCCAAAGAAAAACGCCCUGAACGAUGAAAUAAGCGACGACGAACUAGAGGAAGGGGUCGAGGAUCACGCGCUGCCGGUUGUUGACGAUGCAUCGACGAUAUUGAAGCCACUUUUGAACAACAAGAAUAACGACAAAACAGGAAGUACUGUUUUGGGCUUUUCCUUUCGCACGGAAUUUCAGAGAUCCUAUCCGCACCUCUCCGGUAUUUUCAACGCCUGCUUCGACCGACUGUUGCUCUACUACUUCUACUUCCACGAGCGGAUCAUGAUGCCAAAUACAAUUGAAAAACCGAAGAAAACGAGCAAUACCAACUACAGUUUGCCUCCCGUUCUUGGCAGUCGUGCAGCCGCGUUGACGACGAGGGAAGCAGGAACAAUCUCUGCAUCUUCUACAACAGCGCCGGCGGGGAAAAACAUGAUCUUCACCUCUGAAGUAGAUCACAAAUCUUUACAACCGGAGAAAAAAGUAGAUCUAGAAGAAGACCCGCAGCUUCGCGCGUACGCAGCGCAACUUGAAUUGCAACACCAGGAGGAGAGCGCUCUUUUGCGCAUCAUCAAAGAAGAAACCACUGUGAAGAUAAAAACCGAAGAUUCGAAGCAGAAGGCGCACGCCAUUGUGGAAAACCGGGAAUUCGUGCAGAAGCUGUACGAAGAGACAAGAAGAUGGAGUACAACGUCAGCAACCACGGAGAGCGACGUCGACCUACGGAAAGAUAAGGAGGUUUUUUCAGAGCAGAAAACGCCUGGAACAAGUAGCAAAUCUCAACGCCGAGGAACAAACCUGCGCAAGAAGAACAUUCUCCCCUACAACUACCCAAUUUUGUCCUCCUGGAAGCCCGUGUUUCAGCUGCUGACGCCGCACUUCUUGAACAAAGAAGCCCUGGAUUCCGUUUUGGAAUUCACCGACACGGUGGAUUUGAAGGGCUACAGUAAAGAAGACGUCGAGAGACUAGAAGUGAAUAUGGAGAAAAGCGCAGCUGGUGGAGUGGGGGCAGGUGCAUCGGGCGACAAAAAAGCAAGAAGAAGUGGGUCUGGUAGAUCAGAAGCCCGGUACAUGAAUGCGACCUCCAGGCGCGAGAGUGUAGUGCGACCGGCUGAAGAUGAAGAUGCAUCAAGCGCUGCUCCUUCCACAAAGUCAAGUACAGCUAUCUCUGGCGCAGCGGAGAGCCAACUUCACCAUGAAACAAACAACACGUCGUCGCGAUCGAAGAAGAUUCCGUACCAAUACAAGCCAACCUUUGGUUAUGACUGCACUUUCCGAACCGAAGCGAUGCGAGAAAUCGAGAACUUGUUUGCGACAGCAGGAGAAACGACCAGUGCUGGCACUCGAAGUGGUGCGUCGAAAAGGUCCACAACUGCGACGGAGAAAAAAGUGGACUCUGUAGAUGUUGAAGCAAAUCAAGAAUCGGUCCCGAAUUUCUAUUGGAUUCUGCAGAACCAGCUGAUGAAAUACAUUCUGCCCCUUCUCUACCAAGAAGAGGGCGCUUACAUCGGUAGUGACGCGACCCCGAGCCGAAUCUUCAACAAAAACUUCGAAGUGCUGGAGAACAUUCAGACGGGACACGAAAUGGGCGGAGACAGCUUUUUAUCCCACGGGUUUUCUGAGGAAAAAAAUGCACUUAGUCUUCUCGCAGGUUUGGAUCUUCUGCGCGACAUUUUGCACUGCUGAUCUCGUAGGCCGAGUUUGCCUGCUAGAUCAGAUGGUCGUCGAUUUUGGAUCAAAUAAACUCAGAUCGCGGCCACGACCUGAACAACUAGGUAAAAGUCAAAGCUGCAUAUUUUUGCACGAAGCCAAUGAAUCAACUUUAUGAAGUAGUAGAGUGAAAUCUAGUUUGUGCAUUUUUUCUUUGUUUUCCUUAAACUCUGGAAAGCAGCAUUUACGCGAAGAACGGCAAGGCCUACUCUUCCUCCAAUCCGAGGCAUGCGGAGGCUUUGGCCGAAAUGCUCCAGACAGACCGUGAGGAGUCGCGCAAGCGCAAUGUGAUCACGAACAACCUGGACAGAAAUUUCGACGACCUGCCCUGGCGCAGGAGUUUUUACGAGGCGGGGAUAAGAAGAGAGUACGCAAAGCGAAUGGCGACUCAUAGCGUGGUUUCCAGUGCCCACGGGAGCAAAAUCGGGGGCGCCCCUACCGCGACAAAUAAUGCCACAACCUCCCGAGUAAAGACGACAGAUUACGUGGAAGUGGAGGGCGGGACCAAGGGGAGUCGUGAAGUCCCGAGGCAGAAUUGGAUGUAUGAGUCCCACUCCUUCGCGGUCUUCACCAAGACCGAGGCCCUCCGCAUUCCCUUCGACGUGCAAGAGGACAUCAAUCGGGCACUUUUUUUACGGAGAAACAGACUGGAGAACGACCAAUUUUUUCUGCUCACCAUCACGGUUUACGUCCAGUAUCUACAGGGCAUGGACGUUUUCCUGCACGAGGAACCACCACGGCGGAAGAAGGGCGGGGGCGCAGAGCAGGAAGAUACUGCUGCUCGGAAAAAUAAAGAUAAUGAAGAUCAGGAAUUCAAGUUCAACUCGUCGUGGUCGCGCCAAGAACAAAAAAGUAAGAGCAACGUCUUUUCCUACAGUAUCCGUCCCAACGUGGUUCACGCGCUGGAACACUGCGCGCCGGCCAUGCAAAUUUUCAGUUCCUUCAUUCUGGUUGCGCUGCUCGAGUACCACGCCAGCCUAACGGCAGAGUCGACGUUUAACGCGCUGACCGCCUGGUUUCCGGAGGCGCAGAGGUUGAUGAAGUUUCUCACCGAGUUUCACCACCGGCUGCAUGUCGGCUUGGUAGAGCACACGUCGAAGUCGGGGACCAUGCUUUUCCAACGGGAGACGGUGCAGAGCCCGCAGAUCGUGCGGUUCCUCGGACGCGACGCGUUCCUGGAGAAGCCCACCGAUAGAAGGAAACUUUUGUGGUUCCAGGAGGAGUAUUUCCUCCCGGAUAAGGCGUCGAAAAGCAGGAGCCAAGAACUACACUUUGUUCCUUCGCUCCACGCCACGGAAGCGCUGGCGGCCGAUUCGGUGAAAAUCGACGAGACGUCCUUUCUCCGACACCGUGCGGUGCCAGAUCUGAGCGGGAUAGCCGAGAAGCUCUCGGUGGGCGGAGAAACCUGGCACGAGCGCGCGGUUAGAAGAAUGCAAAAACUGGACUCAGUGAAUGAAGCUGCUUUUCAUCGAGAAGGGGGUUCUUUAAAAAUUGGCACGCCGUCGACCACGUUCGCUGCUGGAAGGAGAGUUGGAGGAGGGUCGUCCGCCAUCGCGAACCUGAAGCCGCGGUCCUACCUUUUCCAGGACGAUCCCAUGCGCACGCUGCAAAACCUCGUCCGCGCCAGCAACCGCGUCAAGGACGCCUGGAUGCACUUCGCCUGGCGCAUGCCAGAGGAGCACCGCCAGCAGCUGAAAAAGAUGCAGCAAGACAAAGCGAAGCCGGCCGCUGCGGCAGGGGGCACUAGUUCGAGCAAAGGACAGCAGCACGGAAAGGGAGAACCAGAACACGACGAAAAGCAUCAACAGCUUCACAGCAACAAAGGUGCGGGAACAAAACUUCAAUCCGCGGGGAAAGUACAAGAGCCGGGCGCUGUUCUUGCCGUUUCACGAGGAGUCGAACUUCAAGGGUCAACAUCCGAGGAUGAACACGAUAUCGAUCCGAACACGCAUCCGACGUUACAAUACCUGCAGAAAAACAAGCACCUGCACAAGCGGAUCCCGCUGUGCGAGAGACUUGGGCUCAACAACCACUGCCUGCCCGAUGCGGCGAAACACCAUUAUGAAUUUGAACAGGGACUGAAGAAAGCGGUACAUAAUGUCGUAGAGUUGCUGGACGAGCUGAAGUUAGAAUACGUGCCGAUCGGGGGCACGCUGAUUUCCGCCCUGCGGUAUGGAAGGACGAUGGGGCAGUUGAGCGAGGAGAACAAAGUGGACGCGAUCGACGAUGACAUCGAGUUCCUCAUCAUGGUGGACCACGAGGACGAGUGGGGGGACAUCAUCGACACUCUGGGCCGCCGCGUCACGACCGCGAGACAGGUGACGCGGACCGACGGCGUGACGGUGGUCACUCCCCCGGUGCUGCACGACUGCAUGCUCAUUUUCAGUUUGGAAACCGAAGACUUGAUCGACUUGCCGAACGCAACGCUGUUCUCCAUGGGCGUGGGCCACACGAAUCAGAAGUUUUACGACCGAAUCGGGGGGCGAAGGGAAGCGGACCAAGAAGGGACUUUUCUGUACAAGCACUUUUACCACUCCAUCCGCUCAGACGUCCUGCAGUGCGUCGGGGCGGAGUCCUACCUCUUCUCCUUCGAAUUCAAGUCUUUUGUGAAGCAGUACCCGAAGUUUGAAUUCGGCUACGUCUUUCGAGUCCGGGAAUUGGAAAAGAAGGAGGAAAAUAAACACGAGAAUUCUUCCUCUGAACCCAACAUUUUCGCUUUCUGUGACUACGAAGAGCGCAGCCUGGAACACAACGAGCCCGAGCGCCUGCGCAAGCACUGGCGCAGGGACAAGGACGGGAUGAAGCCUCUGUGGGCCGUGCAGGAGUACCUCGAUCGAACAAGUGAAGAAGCGCUAGUAGUGGACACCAGCGCGAAUAACGAGAACGGGGGAAAGGUAACUACAUCGAAGGCGAAAAUGGAUUUGAAAAGUCGAGAUUUUACUUUACCAUCAAAAACGACUUCUUCGCCUGGUUCUCUUACUGCUUCUUCCACUUCCACGUCGCGGCCCGCCGGGAUAAUUUCCGCAGCGAUUUCCCUUCCGCGCCCGAAGUCCCUCACCCGCGCGGUGAACAAGAUCCUCACCCCCGCCCCGCUCUGUUACUUGCCGCAGGUUCCGCCGUUUCAGACGAAUAACGGACUCGUCCCGCUGAAAUACAUCUUCCCGCUGAAAAAGUGCAGGUUCUAUCAACUGCAAAUAUGUCUGGGUCCUCUGGAAGAGUGUAGAUCUGUCACGCAGGAGGUUUUCCAUGACCCAUGAGAACUCCCUCCCAACUUGGUCGAAAGUGGACAGGUUUCGGCACUCAUGCAACACAGAUUUUUGCAUGAUUCGGAUUUACCACGACAAUUUGCAGCAAGCUUACAGAUUCAGACAUAUUUGCAAUCAAUAGGCUCUUCGAGAAAACGAUCCCCUGUCCGCACGACCCCUUGUCCUUCCUCUACUUCACCAACGGAGGCGAAUAUUUCUCUCCGGAGUGGAAUGUGGCGCUGCCCUCGUUGGCAGGUCGGGACACCCGGUUCGACGUGACGAAGAAUUUUCGGGACCUGAACCAGAAGGACUUGAAAAUUUUGCACGAAAAAGCCAAGGAGCUGUCGGAAAACGGGUUUCAGAGCUUUUUGUCGGAAUACAGAGAAGUUGCACUGGUUGAUGACGGGAAGAUGAAUAGUACAACUGCGGACCACAAUGAUCAUUUUUCGUCAAGUUCUACUUCUGCUAGCGAAGUAGACUCGUCUACAAAUCAUGCUGAAAAAGUUAUUCAAAUCCGCUUGCCGUCCCGCUUGAAGAUGUUUGAGACGAAUGAGCAGCGGAAUCAACGUCGGCAGGCAGAGUUCAUUUCCGCGGUGGAAGGAAAGUUGCACCUGCACUUGCAGCGCACCACAAGUACAGCAGCAAAAUUUAGUACCAUAGUCCGUCGGUGGCACCGCUUCGAGGCGUUGCGCAUUGCAAGAACGCGCUUUGAGGUCGAAGAAAGCACUCGCAAAUAUUCACCAUCCGGUGGGCCGCCACAGUACGUGAAAAACGCGACAGUUAUUUCGACUACUUCAUCCGCGCCUUCUAAUCCGUAUUUUGAAGAAGACGGUAGUAAACAUUGGCACAGCUUCGAGGAAAUCGAGAAACGCGGGGUCUUUUCCGCCCGAAUGUGCCCGCCAGUGAGGAAGCGACAAGGAGUGGAUGACUACGCGAAUGAGAAGAUGAACAUGUGACAUCAAAACAGUGAAGACACAGUACGCCACAAAGAUUUUCAGCUGCCGCAGCUUUGGCUUUUCCGUAGCAUAG